Messenger RNA from Uncinocarpus reesii 1704, 1263 nucleotides. RefSeq lists its product as uncharacterized. The transcript is spliced from 2 exons. Bases 1 to 1263 code for a protein of 420 amino acids. NCBI's taxonomy places the organism in Eukaryota, Fungi, Ascomycota, Eurotiomycetes, Onygenales, Onygenaceae. The record is from RefSeq and is a predicted model, not a curated record.
AUGUCGGAUCGCUACGGUCGCCGUCGACGCCCAACCGGUUUUAGCUCGAGCGGUCGCCGCACAGCACUCGGGUACUGGAUCCCCCUUGCAGUGACAGUGUCGGUCGCGGCGGUCGGACUGGUGGCAUGGGCAUGGAGCGAGCGCAACGAGGAUGAUGAAGACGAAUACAAUGGUUCUCCGGAGCGUCGUACCCCGAUCGGACUAGACCCAGGUGCUGAAGAUUCGGGCUAUGCAAGGGGUACGGCCACUGGCGCCGAACAUCGCCCGCUAGAAGAAGACAACAGCGUGCUGUCUCGCCUGCAAGGCGCCUGGCGCCGGUCGCCGAGCCCCCAGCAAUUACUCGAUGGUGCUAGCAAAAAAGUGGCUGCUGGGGUUGCGGCUGCAGGAGCUGCCGUUGGAGGGGCGCUGAGCGCAAUCCGCGAAGAGGGAUCCGGUGACUUUGAAGACCAUUCAAGAUGGGCUGAAGAAACCGUACCGCCUGGCACGAGCGAACCACCAGCUCGCUCUGUGACUGGAGGGAUUCCUCCUGUGACUCCAGCCGCAACGGAGCCAAUGGCCAAACGGAAAAAGACCGUUGCGAUUGUCGUAUCCUCAGUCUCUAGUGGCGAACCUGACGAUGACAGUGUAUCUGGACAUGCUUCCAUUCUCGCCCAUCUGCCCGAGUAUAUCGAGCCGGACACUGCGCGUGUUUUUGUUCUUAUUUAUGCGCCUGGGAUGGAACCUCGAACCGCCGCGGACGGAAACUCCUCUCGUCCUACCUUGUCAAUGGCCUCAUCCUACUCCAAUAUCAGCCCCGAAGAAGUCAUAGCUGCAGAUUCCAAGGAAGAUUUGAAGGAUAUCGAGCCCAAGCCGACCACAGACGAGUUUCCUUUGGCAUCCCCGUUCUUCAAGACCCUUUAUAAUCAAGCCCAGGUGCUCGUGGAUAAAGAGUCAAUGAUUAUGCCCUUCAGCACGCCCACGGGUCAUGUUCACAUUAUUAGACACCUUUCGCCAGAUCUCGUCUACAUUCAGGAGAGCCUUACUGGAGACAAAGGCGAGACUGUCCAUAAUUUGACAGGCUGGGUCCGACAAGUUGUCGUAGUUGUUGGCGACGAAGGGGGCCGCGGAGGGCUAGUAGAUAGCGACGACGAGUCUAGCCUAGCAACCAAAGGGGAAAAAUGGUGGCAAAAGGAGGGGGUGAUAGGACUGGGGAAACGGAUUGACGUUGUGGAUGGAUUACGCGCUGGAGAUCACUGGAAACGACGAGUUUGCGGCCAUGAAUGA